Molecule: messenger RNA, 2023 nt
Organism: Galeopterus variegatus (Sunda flying lemur)
Lineage: Eukaryota; Metazoa; Chordata; Mammalia; Dermoptera; Cynocephalidae
Gene: RAB11FIP2
Product: RAB11 family interacting protein 2 (class I)
Exons: 5
Coding region: 305-1840 (511 amino acids)
Biological process (GO): regulated exocytosis
Cellular component (GO): phagocytic cup; endosome
Molecular function (GO): small GTPase binding
Source: RefSeq, a predicted model, not a curated record
AGCUGAGGGCCGGCCCAGCGGGGAAGGGCGACACGCGAGGCGCGGGGGUUCGCGCGGAGGCCUGGAGGGCGCGGCAGGGCAUGGUGGACCCCUGUGCUUGUGCAGAGGACAGGGGACCCCGGAGCAGCCGUGCCCGCGCGCUGCCCCCGUGGGGUGUGGUGACCUCAGCCUAGGGAAGUGGGCAGCCCAGAGCCUGCCCGUCUCCAUUAAGUGCCCUUAGGAUGCAGUGAUUGAGGAAUUAGCUUUCCCUCCGGGGGGUACUGCCUGCGCUUGUGAACUCGGUGCAGAGAAAAAGGACAGAACGAUGCUGUCCGAGCAAGCCCAAAAGUGGUUUCCAACGCACGUGCAGGUCACAGUGCUCCAAGCCAAAGAUCUGAAGCCAAAAGGCAAGAGUGGCACCAAUGACACAUACACUAUAAUUCAGCUGGGCAAAGAAAAGUACUCCACCUCUGUAGCUGAGAAAACCCUUGAGCCAGUCUGGAAGGAAGAGGCCUCUUUUGAGCUACCUGGAUUGCUAAUGCAGGGGAAUCCAGAGAAAUACAUUCUUUUCCUCAUAGUUAUGCACAGGUCCCUAGUGGGACUGGAUAAGUUUUUAGGGCAGGUGGCAAUCAAUCUCAAUGACAUCUUUGAGGACAAACAAAGAAGGAAAACAGAGUGGUUCCGAUUAGAAUCCAAACAAGGAAAAAGAGCCAAAAACAGGGGUGAGAUAAAGGUCAAUAUUCAAUUUAUGAGGAACAAUAUGACAGCAAGUAUGUUUGACUUAUCAAUGAAGGACAAAACAAGAUCUCCUUUUGCAAAAUUAAAAGAUAAGAUGAAAGGUAGAAAAAAUGAUGGGACAUUUUCUGACACGUCUUCUGCAAUUAUUCCAAGUACUCCCAUUCCUGAUACCAGUAUUGAAUUUUCAAGUGGUGAAAUCCAAAUGAAAUCCAAACCAAAAAAGCCUUUUCUUUUGGGUCCUCAGCGACUCUCUUCAGCACAUUCGAUGUCUGAUUUGACUGGGUCCCACGUGUCCUCUGAGAAACUGAAGUCUGGCACCAUAGGUCAAACGCAUCUGCUUGGACGCCAGACAGAUUCCUUUGGAGCAGUUACAGAAAGUGGAAGUCUCAAAUCUCCACACAGAAGAACAUUAAGCUUUGAUACUUCUAAAAUGAACCAACCUGACAGCAUUGUGGAUGAAGGUGAAUCGUCUUUCGGAAGACAAAGUGACCCAUUUACAAAUGUGACUGCUUCAUUACCCCAAAAAUUUGCAACACUGCCAAGGAAAAAAAAUCCAUUUGAAGAAAGCAGUGAAUCAUGGGACAACAGCAUGAAUUUAUUUUCAAAAUCAAUUGAAGUAAGAAAAGAAAAUAAAAGAGAGAAAAGGGAGAAAGUUAGCCUGUUUGAAAGAGUGACUGGAAAGAAAGAUAGCAGGAGAUCUGAUAAACUUAACAAUGGGGGAUCUGAUAGCCCUUGUGACUUGAAAUCACCUAAUGCAUUUAGUGAAAAUCGUCAGGAUUAUUUUGAUUAUGAGUCAACUAAUCCGUUUACAGCAAAAUUCAGGGCUUCAAAUAUAAUGCCAUCUUCAAGUUUUCAUAUGAACCCGACAAGCAAUGAAGACCUCAGGAAAAUCCCGGACAGCAACCCUUUUGAUGCCACUGCAGGGUAUCGUAGUCUUACCUAUGAAGAGGUCCUACAGGAGCUGGUGAAACACAAAGAACUCCUUAGGAGGAAAGACACGCACAUCCGGGAGCUCGAGGACUACAUCGACAACCUCCUCGUGAGGGUAAUGGAAGAAACGCCCAGUAUUCUCAGAGUGCCGUAUGAACCCUCUAGGAAAGCUGGCAAAUUCUCCAAUAGUUAGUGAAGCCAAUUGUACUGCAUUUAUAAUUGGAAAAAGAGAGAAAGAAAGAAAGAAAAAGGAAAAACUUGUUACUGACAGGUUACACUAUCAGGUUUCAUUAUGUACUCUCCUUCAUUGUGAAAAAUUGUUUUACCCAUAAAUAUUAGCAGGGACUAUCAAGAGUGACCUUUGAAGUGAGCUAAG